Molecule: messenger RNA, 4993 nt
Organism: Mastomys coucha (southern multimammate mouse)
Lineage: Eukaryota; Metazoa; Chordata; Mammalia; Rodentia; Muridae
Gene: Il1r1
Product: interleukin 1 receptor type 1
Exons: 12
Coding region: 455-2179 (574 amino acids)
Biological process (GO): signal transduction; regulation of inflammatory response
Molecular function (GO): interleukin-1, type I, activating receptor activity
Source: RefSeq, a predicted model, not a curated record
CAGGAGGCUCUGACACAGGCGUCAGCAGGAGCCCACUUUCUCUGGGUCGUCUGACAAGACGUGAGCUGUCCGUCACUCUCGUGUACCCCGGACCCAGCCCAGUACUCUUUUGGAAGCAAAGCAAAGUGUAAGUAAUGCUGUCCUGGGUUGACUUCAGGAGGCAGUUUUGGUUUUAACAGCCAGCAUUUGAUCAGCAGACUUCGUCUCUGGGAGAAACGUUGCUGGAUGCCAUCAGAGUUCUCAGUGCCCCAAACCGUGAACAACCCAAAUGGUCAUUUUCAACAGCACAGACACUAGUUAAAAACUGUGGACCCACAAACCUUAUUGGCAUAGACUUGACAGUCUAAUGAGAGGAAAGACGUGGCAGCCAUUAUGAAGGAAUGGUGAAGGUCUGCUUCUAGAAGAUGCUUUUCAAAAAUUGAGACAGUGCUCGUUCGUUCUUACAAAGGAGAAUAUGAAAGUGCUACUUGGGCUCAUUUGUCUUAUUGUACCUCUGCUGUCGCUGGAGACUGAUAAAUGUACAGAAUAUCCAAAUCAUAUCAUUUUAUUUUUAUCUGUAAAUGAAAUUGAUGUUCGCAAGUGUCCUCUUACUCCAAAUAAAAUGCAUGGUGACAUCAUAACUUGGUACAAAAAUGACAGCAAGACCCCCAUAUCAGUGGACCGGGACUCCAGGAUUCAUCAGCAUAAUGAACAUCUUUGGUUUGUUCCCACCAAGGUGGAGGAUUCAGGAUAUUUCUAUUGCAUAGUAAGAAACUCAACUCACUGCCUCAAAACUAAAGUAACCGUGAAUGUUUUAGAGAAUGACCCUGGCUUGUGUUACAACACACAGGUCAGCUUCCCACAGCGGUUCCACAUUGCAAGGGAUGGACGUCUGGUGUGCCCUUAUUUGAAUCUUUUUAAAGAUGAAAAUAAUGAGUUACCCAAAGUCCAGUGGUAUAAGAACUGCACACUUCUGCCACUUGACAACAAUGUAAGCUUCUUCGGAGUCAAAGAGCAACUGUUGGUGAGGAAUGUGACUGAAGAGCACAGCGGGAACUAUAUGUGCCGUAUAUCCUACACAUACCAGGGGAAGCAAUAUCCGGUCACACGAGUAAUACAAUUUAUCACAAUAGAAGAAAUCAAGAGGGACAAACCUGUGAUCGAGAGCCCACGGAAUGGGACUAUGGAAGCCGACCUAGGAUCCACACUACAACUGACCUGCAAUGUCACGGGCCAGUUCACAGACCUCGUCUACUGGAAGUGGAAUGGAUCGGAAAUUGAAUGGGACGAUCCCGUUCUAGCUGAAGACUAUCAAUUUAUGGAACAUCCUUCAGCCCAAAGAAAGUACACCCUCAUUACAGUACUUAACAUUUCAGAAGUCAGAAGCCAAUUUUAUCACUCUCCGUUUAUCUGUGUUGUUAAGAACACAAAUAUUUUAGAGUCAGCGUAUGUGUUAUUAAUAAACCCAGUCCCUGAUUUCAAGAAUUACCUCAUCGGGGGCUUUAUCACCCUCACAGCUACAAUUAUAUGCUGUGUUUGCAUCUAUAAAGUCUUCAAGGUUGAUAUAGUGCUUUGGUACAGGGAUUCCUUCUCUGGUUUUCUUCCCUCAAAAGCUUCAGAUGGAAAGACCUAUGAUGCCUAUGUUCUUUAUCCCAAGACCUUCGGAGAGGGAUCCUUCUCAAACUUAGAUACUUUUGUUUUUAAACUGUUGCCUGAGGUCUUGGAGGGACAGUUUGGAUACAAGCUGUUCAUUUAUGGAAGGGACGACUAUGUUGGAGAAGAUAUCAUCGAGGUUACUAAUGAAAAUGUAAAGAAAUGCAGAAGGCUGAUUAUCAUUUUAAUGAGAGAUAUGGGAGGCUUCAGCUGGCUGGGCCAAUCAUCUGAAGAGCAAAUAGCGAUAUACAGUGCUCUCAUCCGGGAAGGAAUUAAAAUUGUCCUGCUUGAGUUGGAGAAAAUCCAAGACUAUGAGAAAAUGCCAGAAUCUAUUCAGUUCAUUAAGCAGAAACAUGGAGUCAUUUGCUGGUCAGGAGACUUUAAAGAAAGACCACAGUCUGCAAAGACCAGGUUCUGGAAAAACUUGAGAUACCAGAUGCCAGCCCAACGUCGAUCACUGUUGUCUCAACACCACUUACGUACCCUGGAUCCUGUGCUGGGCACUAAGGAGAAACUGCCGGCAGAGACACACUUACCACUAGGCUAGCAUGGCAAAAGUUGGCAGGCCAAGAACUUUGGAAUGCCUCCUGUCACAAGAUGCUGCAGCUGGGCUGUGCCUCCCAGUAAAACAGUCAUGAAACAAACCCAUGCAGUCCCUUGUCCCAGAUCACCUGGAAUUGGAUUGUGAAGAGAACUGGACUUGGUGGCCAAGGCCACUCAGAGCAGAGAGCUUGGGAAGCCCCGGAGCAAAGGUUGCUCAGGGAGGCUGCUCUGGAUGCUUGAUUACCAGUCCAGGCAGUGAACUCAAUGUAGGAUGCUUCAGGAAAUGGCCACGUAUGUGUGUGGUUGAAUUAGAGUCUGUGGAAUCUCACAGUGGGAUUGUGGUUGUCUGAGGACACUUUGGGGGUCACUCCCCUAAGCAUAAGUGCGGGUGAGGUUUACUGAUACCCUACAGUGGAAUGCAUUUCUUCCUGGUAUUUUCCAGAUGUCUCGGCUGCCAAACUUGGUUUUCAAAGAUGGCAUUUUAUGGUGUAGACCUUGAAAACCGCCAUUUCAGUGAAGAAGGAUUCUAUGGGUUUCCCUUUCCUGCAGUCACCUUAACUUUCUGCAGAAGAGUGGAUUUUAAAUUAACUGAAGAAGGAAGCCAGACACCCACAGGUUUCUUCUAUUCAAUCCUCCACCCUGGAAUGGCUGUUGCACCAUCUUCCUUCUGCGUUUUCCUAGGCUCAUUGCUUCCCUGGAAAUAAAUGCAAUGCUUCCUCCCUCCAAUUGUUACAGGCAGUCUGAGGAUUCACCUUCACGUGGAGAGACUCCACUCUUACCCCACGCCCCCCCCCCCCCCCCCCCCCGCCGCCUGUGGGGGCUGCAUCCCCCACCCUGGGGCUGCAACACUUCUGGGGCUCUUCUGAGCUGAAGCUGAAGUCUAUGCUCCUCCCCUUCUUCUCUGGUCCCAGUAUCCCUCUUCACCCUCCUGCUGUGUGAUUGCAGAGCAACCUCUGGAACCUCCAUACUUGCCUAUGCCUCCUCCUUUGCUGUGACAUCCAUUCCCGUGCCUAUAAUUCGCUCUUGCAUCUUCUCUACCUGACAAGGAGUUCGCUAAAGUUGAAAGUUUAUUUCAAUGCUAAAAUCCCAACUGCCCAAUCUGUACUUACUCUAAGACUCGGCCAGCCCUCUUGUCUGUCAUUCCAACCCUGCUGCUUCUCUGUAAAAGGUUGUUUCUUCACUAGCAGAAAUCAGUCCGCAGGGAGGGGUAGUGGGUGUGUCUCUGUCUGCUCACUGCUUUCUGCAAUGGGAACAGAUAGACAGAUUUGCCAAGGCCUUUAUUUUAAGGUGUUUUUGGAUAAUCGUAUUUAAGUUUGCAAUUAUUCUAAUUUUAUAUAGAGAGAAACUGACUUAUUUAACAAAAGGACUCUCAUAACUCCAAUGGACCCAGGCCUUGAAUUUUCUGGUUUCUGUCCCUGUGCUCUGAUUUUUUGAUUUUAGGUCUAGCCCUGUGCACUAACCUCAGUACUCAGUACUUACUCAGUACUCAGUACUUACUCAGUACUCAUGGGAGGACACCCAACCAGGGUGUUCUUUGAGAAGCAACUGAGUGGAGGUAGGUUUUGACAGGAGAAUCCCAGUCCUUUACAGUGUUGGGAUUUAUAACACCUACGUUCAGAUUUUUCAGUAUGGUGUUUCUGUUUUCCCCCUAAAGGUCAACAUUUCUUCUCCUAACUAAAAGUGAAAGAAGAAAAAACAAUGUGUUUUGUGGUACAGAAGUUUUUUUUUUGCUUGUUUAUUUUUAACUUGAUCACUGUCUUCAGAAUAAUCCUCACGGUUCUGGAAGACUGAAAAACCAAGUUCACAUGCCAAGAACAAACCUGGUUUUAAGGGUUGUAUGUAUGGGGAUACCCUUCUGUCUUUCAGACUUUCAACAUCUGCUAUGGGUGAGCACAAAUGUUAUUUAAAAGCAUCUUCUCACGUACAUAGAAGUAAACAAAAACCACACAAUUUGGGAUGUUGACUCUUCAGUUUUGACCUUAUUUCUCCUGGAUCCAACCUGACAGUAGAUCAUUGGAUUGCUGGGGUAGAGAAAGAAAGACUGUCCAGACAAUGGCCAGAAGUCCGAUGGAGUGAGGUCAUUCCUCACCCAUAAGGCUUUAAAGGUUUAAUUUUGCUGAUAAUUUUUUUUUUAUCUGUCAUCCAAAAAAAAAUGUAGUGGCAUGCAUGUAUAUUACCUGUGAAUGAGAGUUAUAAGAAACUUAGCCAGGAAGUAUGAAGGGAGGAGCAAGAACAGAGAACCACAGAUCUUGUGACACCGGAGACUGAGGGGGAACAGAGCCAGUGCCAAGAAAGCCCCUCAGCAAAAAAAUAGAGUCAUUGCUGGUUCCCAGGGGUAGUCAGAGGAUGAAACACCACAUAUGGGCAAUGGGAACUUCCCGUGACUUCUCCCGGUCUGCCCCAGAAGUAUGUGGUGUCAGCUGAGGAUCAUGCAUUCCCCAAUACUUAGAUUUCACUGUGCUUUCUGAUAGUGUUUUUAAAAGGCCAAGUAUUGCAAAAGUUUGCACAUGCAACCAUGUAUUAAUUGCCAGUGUUUAAAACUGGUUUAGCAGAAUUUAUAUUUUUCUCUCUCCUGCCUUUUGAAUUUUACUCAUGAUAAAGUAUUGAGCCAUUUUAAUGACUUUUUAAAAUAAUUUAUAUUUAUACUGGUCAAUAAUGAAGGGUGUUUUUUUACUAUUGAAGAACUUGAUUUUAUAAUUCUGCAGCAGAUACCAAAUAUUAUGUAUCACAAACCACAAAAUUUAUGUACAGUGCAUAUUAUGGAUCAAUAAACUGAACUUGUUUUCCAAUAAAUUGUUUAAGCCUCCUUUGAAUACCA